UCGUAAGCUCAUUAAUUUUGACAGCUAUCUGGUCAGCCUGCUUCAUCUGACAAUCACUCGUGGUUAUCCUAGGCUUUGAAACGAGAGCAGCAAACCAUGCAGGGUGCGAAAGAGAAGGUGAAGGAUAUGGCAAGCACGGUCAAGGAGAAGGCGAAGAAGCACUCCGCCAAGGGCGAGGAGAAGGUGGAGGAGACGACGGCUCGAAGCCGCGAAGAGAAAGAGAUGGCCCGGGAGCGAGGGAAGGCGAGAGAGGCCCAAGCCAAGGCGGAGCUCCACCAGGAGAAAGCCGAGCACAGGGAGGAGUCCGCCGCUCAUCGUGGCACCCACGUUCCCCUCACCGGUCCCUAUCAUAAUCGUCCUGUUGGUACUGCUGCAGCUCCCACCAAAACCGUUGACCCGACUUACCCGGCCUCCGGUGGCCGCCCAGCCGGUGAAAAGUACCUGUAGUUAUGUUUUUUUUCCCAGGAUUCUGUGUGUGAGCAAAGCGUGUUUUCCUGUUCACUUCUGUGCCGGUCUUUUUUCUGUUCUAAGCUGAAGCAGCACUUUAGUUAUAUAUAUAUAUAUAAAAAAACUUGCUUAUAUAUA
This is a messenger RNA of Phoenix dactylifera (date palm), 585 nucleotides long. RefSeq lists its product as uncharacterized. Gene Ontology annotation, biological process: embryo development ending in seed dormancy. The record is from RefSeq and is a predicted model, not a curated record. NCBI's taxonomy places the organism in Eukaryota, Viridiplantae, Streptophyta, Magnoliopsida, Arecales, Arecaceae.